Messenger RNA from Fusarium oxysporum Fo47, 2354 nucleotides. RefSeq lists its product as uncharacterized. The coding region runs from base 268 to 2178 and encodes 636 amino acids. NCBI's taxonomy places the organism in Eukaryota, Fungi, Ascomycota, Sordariomycetes, Hypocreales, Nectriaceae. The record is from RefSeq and is a predicted model, not a curated record. The transcript has a single exon.
GUCCAGUCAAGCAAGCUUCAUCAAGCUCUUCUCUUAUGAUCACUACCAACGACUUCAACGACUCGUCACCGCUUAUACAACACCUAUCACUGCAUAUCCUCAUAUACUUCAACUAAUGUGAAGCACUGCGACUACAGACUCCACAGCUAUAAAAGCUUCGAGCCGUGUCUAUCCGAAAUCGAGCGAAUGUUUGCGACAACUUCAAUACUGCGACUACUCUCAUCAUUCCCAUACCCGAUCCUCCCGUAUCUCUAUUUAUAAGCGAACAUGUCUUCUCCCUCUAUCCUCGAUCGUAUUUCCAGUCCAACCCAGCGACUCCUCAACAACCCACUCCGUAGCCCUCCUAUUCGAGAAGUCAGCGAGUAUGACUUAGACGAGCUCGAACCUCGAAGUGAAGACCCUCUCUUCGACCAGGAACCCCCACGCCCGAGACUUAGAAAGACGGCCCAACCUACUUCUACCACAUCGACCCGGCGAUCUUCAUCACCUGCUUCGUGGGACAGCAAGCAUCGCUAUGAGAAUUCACCUUCUCGAAGGAGGUCGAAAGUUAUCUUCGCAGGACCACCACCUCCGAUCGCAUCCUCAGUCUUGAUUAACCAAGAUCCCGCACAGCAAUCAGUCUCCCCGAAUCAUAGCGAUAGCGGGCGAGGGUUUGGGUUGCUUUCGCCAAGUCGCUUUGGGUUGAGUGACAGCCCGAGCCAGAAGCAUUUAGAUAAUCGCCCACGACUCGACUCGAUAUGGAGAAGCUUACAGCGACGAGAAAAGGCUUUGGAACGAGAUAUUCAACAACUUUUAGAUCUUCAAGCUUCAGGCUUGGUUGCUGGUAGCGGAGAUGGGGGUUCUGAAAGCAACUUUGGAAGCGAUACUGGUACUGGGGAGAGUACUUUUUAUUCGACGGCUACGUCGAAAUCACGAAUGAUAAAUUCAUUACAUAUGCCGGUGCGCUCUGCGCCAGAUGGAAGUGUUAUACCUGUGCGACAACCCGCUCCAAGCAAACCACGCGGCCUCAAAUCAGCUCGAGCUGGUCUCCAGCGGGCCAUGGCUGCUUUAUCAGACUUGAAAGCGGAGGAGAACUCGCAUCUGAACACGGCGCUAGAACAACGAAAGGACGCUCUGGCAUACCUUGACAAAAUGAGCAAGAGGAGGGACGAUAUAUAUGCUGAGCUUCAUGCCUUGGAAGACGACGAAGAAGAACCUUUGGGCCAGGAGCUCCGUGAGCUUGGGGCUGAACAGCAGGCCUUGGAUCACGACAUACGAAUUCUAGAAGAGAAAUUGAUUGCAAUGCGAAAUCGGCGUAGAUGGGUGCGAGAGAAGAUAGAAGAUGUUAAGAAUCGACGAGAGGCUGGCCUCAGUGGGUACAGAGCUGCUGGUCGAGACGUGGACACAGAAGUAAAGGCACUGAUACAAAGACCCCCUGUUACUCCGUUGGAUAUAGAUGCUCUCGGCGCAGGUGCAAAAUCUCGGUCUAAGGAGAAUACUGAUAUGCUGCGAGGUACCGAGUUCUUGCAGCUCAGACCAGAGCGCAGGACGGUAGAAAUGGCUAGAACGUGGUGGCAAGGAGAAAUCGCUGUGCUUGAGCGUCGCAAGACCCAAAUAUCAGAAGACAGCCAGGCUUUGAUUGAAGGCUCCGAAGUUUGGUCUGAAGUUACAGGGCUUGUCGCACAAUUCGAGGCGAGAUUGCGGGAACUGAUCAAAGCCAGUCAAGCGGGAGAUGCUGACGAAGAGCCGCAACAAGCCGCGAUACGAGAUCAGUUGUCCCAGAUGGACAAUGUUGUUGAAGAGUUGGGAAAGCGAUUGCAGCUGGCUGAAUCAAAACAUUGGAAUCUCCUUAUAUGCGCGAUCGGCGCAGAGCUGGAGGCGUUCCUCGAGGCCAAAGCACUGCUGAGGAGAACGCUCGGAAUAAUCCCAGAUGAGUCGGUCACUACAGAGGAUCAUCCUGAACAUAAUGGAACACAAGACAAUACGGAAGGGGAACCCCACGAGAAUCCUGAAGAAAGUCACGAUGAGAGCGAUAACGAAGUUCCCGCUGACUUGUUGGUAUCUCGGUUUGAGGACCACGAUCGUGAUCCUCCGGACAGCCCUCAACAACAGAGCGUAGUGUUGAGACGGGUCAGCUCUGAGGACGAGGUUCCAGCUGAGUUUCUGGCAGAGCACAAAGAACAAACCAAGAUCGACUAGGAAGAAGAGUUUGGGACGUUGAUUAGGCUUAUGAGUAAUGACACGAAGGGAUGGGUAGGUUUAAAUAACUCGGUUCAGGUUGUUGGUUAUUCCUAAUGCAAUUCACGACAGCAGGAUAGAAGCUCAUGGCCUUAAUGGAAUAUCAGUAUCAUUGAUCCAAUUCACAUGCAUAGUUA